AUGGACCCACAUGAGAUGGUCGUCAAGAACCCGUAUGCUCAUGUCAGCAUCCCUCGGGCUCACCUGCGGCCUGAUCUGGGGCAGCGGCCGGAGACGGCUCCUCCUUCCUUGGAUUCCCAGCCUCUGCCUGUGGGAUCCUGCACCUCGGAGCCCACCGGGCUCCUGCGGCCCUCCGAGGAGGCUCCAGGGAGCGAGGGGGCCAAGGGGACCACCCGGGUCCAGGGCCAGCAGAGCUGGCGGCAGCCCUGCAACCCCUACAGCGGUGGGCAGCGCCCGGCAGGACUGACCUACGCCGGCCUGCCACCCAUCGGGCGCGGGGAUGACAUCGCCCACCACUGCUGCUGCUGUCCCUGCUGUCCCUGCUGCCACUGCCCUCGCUUCUGCCGCUGCCACAGCUGCUGCUGCGUCAUCUCCUAGCCCAGCCCCUGCCGGGCCGAGGGGCCUCCCGCAGGACCCCAACAUGGCUCAGGCAGCCACAGCGGUGCCCACAUGUUUGGGGCAGCCACUGGACCAUUGUCGUGGGAGGUGGCCACUUCCCACCCUGGAUAGGAGUAUCUACCCGCCACAGAGGCCAACAGCCCAGCUCCGGCCCCUUGAAACAGAGCCCUGGGCACUGGCUGUAAUGGCAGCCCUGGGGACACCCUUGACCACCUCUCUCAGGGCCCGCAGCCCCGGCAAUAAAUCAGAGUGACCUUU
Acinonyx jubatus (cheetah) is the source of this 696-nucleotide messenger RNA. It is a transcript of the gene CYSRT1, whose product is annotated as cysteine rich tail 1. Lineage: Eukaryota; Metazoa; Chordata; Mammalia; Carnivora; Felidae. Bases 1 to 417 code for a protein of 138 amino acids. The transcript has a single exon. The record is from RefSeq and is a predicted model, not a curated record.